Molecule: messenger RNA, 2206 nt
Organism: Siniperca chuatsi (mandarin fish)
Lineage: Eukaryota; Metazoa; Chordata; Actinopteri; Centrarchiformes; Sinipercidae
Product: target of Myb protein 1-like
Exons: 16
Coding region: 422-1792 (456 amino acids)
Biological process (GO): signal transduction
Cellular component (GO): endosome; membrane
Molecular function (GO): ubiquitin binding; phosphatidylinositol binding; clathrin binding
Source: RefSeq, a predicted model, not a curated record
UUUAUGGACUGUGACCUGCAACUAAAAAUCAAGUGUCUUUUUUUGAAUAUUAGUUUUCAAACGGCGUCGUUGAACAUGUGAUUAAGCAGCUGUCUGCCUCUGUGUUGAUGUCGGCUGUUUCCUGCCUCUGUGUGUGUGUUUUCACGUGACCACUCAGAGAGCCCGUGCGCUUCUGAGGCAGCGGCUGACACUGAAAGCAAAAGGAAACAACGCAGUCUUGAGCUCAGCAUUUGCCAAAUCAUUUUAAUACAGAGUGGAUGCUUGUAAUUGUCGAGGAUGUUUUCGCUCGGGGAGAAAAUGGAGUUUCUCAUAGGAAACCCCUUUUCAACGCCCGUCGGUCAGAGAAUCGAUAUUGUGAUAUCAGAGGGUACAAGAGCGAGCGACCGGCGGCUCUCUGCAGUCGGAGGACUGGGGGCUCAACAUGGAGAUAUGUGAUAUCAUCAACGAGACGGAUGAGGGGCCAAGAGAUGCAAUCAAAGCUAUUAAGAAGAGAAUCGUAGGAAACAAGAACUUCAGAGAGAUCAUGUUGGCUCUUACUGUUCUUGAGGCCUGUGUGAAGAACUGUGGCCAUCGCUUCCACGUUCUGGUGGCGUCGCAGGAGUUUGUUGAAGCAGUUUUGGUCCGUUCCAUUCUGCCCAAAUAUAACCCCCCCACUGCCCUCCAUGACAGGGUGCUCAGCCUCAUACAGUCGUGGGCUGAUGCGUUUCGUAGCUCUCCCUCCCUGGCGGGGGUGGUGUACGUAUAUGAUGACUUGAGAAGACGUGGUCUGGAGUUCCCCAUGACAGACCUAGAUGCUCUGUCCCCCAUCCACACUCCGAAUAGGAGUAUCCCGGAAAACGAGACUCCUGAGACGACCCCUGUCGCUGCUCCCCUACAUCAGUCACAACCACAAGCACCUUCCAGUGUUCCCACUCAGAAUACUUCCCCUCCAGUCCAGCCCACUGAGGCACCGGUCUCAAUCUCUGCAGAACAGGGACAGAAGCUGCGAAGUGAGCUGGCGCUCGUGAAGGGAAAUCUCACUGUGAUGUCAGAAAUGCUGAAUGAGCUAAUACCUGGACAGAGCCAGCAAGAUGACACGGAGCUGCUACAGCAGCUGUACUCAGUGUGUAAGAGCAUGCAGACUCGAGUGGUGGAGCUCAUCCCGCAGCUGCUGGACGAAGGGUUUAUUGAAGAGCUGCUCGUGGUCAACGAUGACCUUAACAACGCCUUCAUCCGCUAUGAGAGGUUUGACAGACUGAACAAGGCACAAAUUACAAAUACUCAACAGCAGAGCUCUACCACAAGCCCGAGCCUCAUCGACCUCAGCCCUGAGCCUUCGACUCUCAGCCGACCUGCCGUCAUCACAGCAACCAGCCAACCAGCAGUCAGCACCUUGGCCAAUCAACGGCAAUCACCCAACCACAAAGUGGAGGAGGAGUUUGACAUGUUUGCCCAGACGAGAGGCAGCUCCCUGGCUGAGCAGAGGAAAAGUGUCAGGUAUGAGGACCCAGGAGCUGUGGAGGGCCUUGCUGGAGCUCUGGACACGAGGUUGCAGGUCACAGGAGGGAUGCCACCAGCGACAAACUCUCUGCAUAACGAUAUUGACAAAUGGUUAUCGUGUGAUACGGAAGACCAGUCUUCAGUUAGUGAGGGAGUGUCAAGUGAAGAGUUUGAUAAGUUUCUGGAGGAUCGGGCGAGGGCAGCAGACCACAGCACCCAGGCAAUUUGCAGCGUGCCACCCUCCGCAUCCAGACCGCCACCACAAUCUACCCGGCAACAGGACAGAUCACAUGACCAGCUUUUUUCACUUUGAGUUUAAGGACAAACAAGAGGAGUGGGUGGAUGUACAAGUCAAUAAACACAUGGCAUCACAUUGAAAUAUACCUACAAUUUUUCACAUGCUGUGCCAAGUCGGGUUUUCUCUGAAAGCACACACACACACAAUAAAACCUGACACUACAGAACUGCUGCGUAAUCAGCUCAUUGCAUACAAGCAGUAUUUCGUAGUUAAUUCUGCUAUUAAUCGUUAUGUAAGUAUAAACAACUUUGACUGUAUUUAUGAAAUGUAUUAUUAUAAUGUUGAUGUAAACCAAAACUUAAAUUAGAACAAAUGUUUACAGUUAAGUACAAUGUUGAAAAUAUAUUUGAUAUUACGCCAUUGUGUGCCUUGGACCCAGACAGCUGAUUUUGUGUAGAUGAGAAUAAAUGGGGCAUUGUCCUGCAAACA